This is a messenger RNA of Neltuma alba, 849 nucleotides long. RefSeq lists its product as uncharacterized. The transcript is spliced from 3 exons. NCBI's taxonomy places the organism in Eukaryota, Viridiplantae, Streptophyta, Magnoliopsida, Fabales, Fabaceae. The record is from RefSeq and is a predicted model, not a curated record. Bases 25 to 750 code for a protein of 241 amino acids.
GAUCCGGGCCGAAGAGGAGUGGCCAUGGAGAACGGGGGGCAAGCUGCUUCCAAAGAAGACGUCAUUGCUAAGUUGAAAGACGAUGGUGACUUUGACAGGCUACGUUUGAAGAUCGUUCGUAAGCUCAAGGACAAUGAAGAGUUGCGAGAACACAUCAUUUCAAUUGUGAGGCAGUCGGCGGUGCUUAAUCGUGAUGGAGCAGAAACUAUGAAACCCAGACAACUUUCCGAUGCCAUAUACGAAGAAGUUGGGGAUAAAGUAAUGAGCCAGAUAUCGAAUAGUUUAUGGCAAAUAAUCAGAUCAGAUGAUGAUGGCAUGAAAAGUGAAAUUACAGAAACAGUGCAAUCUGUCUAUGAUAAACUGGUGAAUCCAAAAGGGGAGGAUGAGGUCCAGUUAUCCCCCUCUGAUGCGUUGUCAUUUCAGACACAAGUUGAAUUGGCUCCGGUUGCUGAAAUGCAUGAUACGUCGCAUGAAAAAGAGCCAAAUGAGCCACCUGGUUUCACUCUUUCACAUAAUCAUCUGAAUAAUCACCAUGACGAUCAGAAUAGGGGAAAGGAGCAGACUAAUGUGAAUACUGGUGUAGAAGGAUCUAAUGCAGAGCAGGAAGAAGAGCACCACCCAUCUCAUGAGAUGCAUGAUGCAGAAGAUGCCUGUGAUGAUGGGCCACCUGGAUUUUCAGUAGAGGCGGAGCACAUCCCAUCGUCCGAUUGUGGCGAUGAGGACCCUGAUGUGCCUCCUGGUUUUGGUUGAUGAGUUGUAUUGUCGGAAUGAAUUCUAAAUUUUGCGUUGAUUGGAUAACAUGGCUAUGGCUGGAAAUUACAAAUAUCAAUUUUAGCUAUCAGUUUUGAA